This is a messenger RNA of Aphidius gifuensis, 717 nucleotides long. Its product is annotated as baculoviral IAP repeat-containing protein 3-like. The transcript is spliced from 3 exons. The record is from RefSeq and is a predicted model, not a curated record. NCBI's taxonomy places the organism in Eukaryota, Metazoa, Arthropoda, Insecta, Hymenoptera, Braconidae. The coding region runs from base 1 to 717 and encodes 238 amino acids.
AUGGCUUCAUCAACAAGCAUGGUGAUGGCAGAACACAUCGAGGAACGCACUUGGUUUGAACGUGGUGAAAGAUUGAUGUAUCGUGUAGAAUCCAAUCGCCGUGAAAGUUUUGAAACAUGGCCGUUAGCUCAUCAUUUAGAUAUUUUUGAAUUGGCUUCUGCUGGAUUCUAUUAUACCGGAGUUGCUGCGGUAUCAAUACUUGAACAUCGAGAAUUUUUAAGUCUUUUUGAUUAUGUACCACCUUCGUACCCUGAUCCACAGCCUGAGAUUGAUGUUAAAACUGCUGAGGUUCGACAAUACUUGACUUAUGACUUACGCCUGAAAUCAUAUGAAUAUUGGCCUAGGCACAUGAGCCAGACAAAAGAAAAGCUAGCUGAGGCCGGAUUUUUCUACACUGGUAUUGGUGACUACGUUCAGUGUUAUCACUGUGGUAAUGGUAUAAAAGAUUGGCUCCCAAAUGAAGAUCCAUGGGAAGAACAUGCACGUUAUUUUAAAGAAUGUUAUUUUGUACGUGUUAUCAAAGGACAAGAAUUUAUUGAUCAUUUUAAAAUACCUCAAACCGAUGAUCAACCAUCAGACGAUGAGGAAGAAGCAGAAAGUAUAUUAUUUUUACCAUGUAGACAUUUUGUUUCUUGUGGAAAUUGUUCAACUGAUUUGAAAAAAUGUGUUAUAUGCAGAGCAGAUAUUGAAAAAGUUGUACGACCAAUUGUUUCAUAA